Branchiostoma belcheri (Belcher's lancelet) is the source of this 4835-nucleotide messenger RNA. RefSeq names its product SH3 domain and tetratricopeptide repeat-containing protein 1-like. The transcript has 12 exons. The coding region runs from base 411 to 4556 and encodes 1381 amino acids. The record is from RefSeq and is a predicted model, not a curated record. Gene Ontology annotation, molecular function: protein binding. NCBI's taxonomy places the organism in Eukaryota, Metazoa, Chordata, Leptocardii, Amphioxiformes, Branchiostomatidae.
CACGUCCCAGUCCGGGUGUCAGAUUAUGGAAAUUUCCCCCCGUGUUGGUAGCGGGAUAGAGAGCCUGCCAAAAACUGCCAGGACUGUGGAAAUGCCAUUGACAUUCGCGUGUCGCUCUGUGGAGAAACACAAACAGUGCCUGGUACCGCUAGACACAUCGCUUCACACCUACCAAAAUAGAAAUGUAUAUGCCUACGAAUAACAAAAGCAGAAAGAAUUGUUUAGUCAAGGUUGUUUCUCGAACAUUUCACACGGGCCGUGCACCUGUUUUGACGAGUUCAAAGAUCGUAGUGCACUCUGGGAGUAGACCCGCCCCCUGUACACUGACAGCAUGAGUGACUCCCGUGCACCUUUAGCACACGGUGGCCAAACAUCAAAUAUUUACCGUCUAAUAUUUUGACUUCAAACAAAUGUUGCCCCGUAGGAAAAGUUUACCGCGCAGUUGGGACCCACGCCCACUUCUGUCAGACCUCCGGCGGUCUCUCAGGUCCAAGAUGGCGUCCUCCAUAAUAAGACGACGAAGAGGAUCCAAAAUGGCGGCAGCCACCACUGACGACAUCCAGGAUAAGAAGAUGCGCAUGCGCGACAACAGACCGAAAAGUUUUCACUUGGGAGCCCAUCCAGGCGAGGCUCUUGGUCUGAAGCCAGGACAGCCGCUGUCGGUGGAGGACAUCCAGGCGCUGAAGGCCACUCUACAGGGGGGCAGGCCGGCCACCUUCCACCCGGGAAUGCUGUCAAAGAACAAGAGUACCGAAGGCGGGAAACCUGCUCGAGUCAAAGAAAUAACGGCCAAGCUGCGGCCGUACUUGGACAGUGGUGAGAUGCCCCCGGUGUCAGUCUACAAGGAGUUAAAGGACAGGCUGUUGAACGAGGACGUGUCCAAGCGUCUGUCCGGAGUGUUUCAGCUCAUCUCCGUGUCUCUGGUCAGGACUGACGCCAACACCACAAGUCUCAAACUCAGAUUCGGCACGCUGGAGAACGCGCAUGCGCUCUGGACGCACAGCGCCCUGGGUCUGCUGGAACCGCUGAUAGAAACGGUGCUGACGUCACCAAUGAGGUCCAACGUCGGCAUGGAGGAUCUGCGCAUGCGAGUUGACGUCGAGGAAGAGGACUACCUUCCUGUGUUUGAAACCUUAUCAGAAGGUGACUAUUUUGUGCGGGUGAAAGACGAUAAAAGCGGACUGAGUUCUCAGGAGGACAUCCAGACCAGACCAGGGGAGGUUCUGCGGGUGGUGCAGGCUGACGAUGUAGCGCAGCUCAAGGUGGAGUCGCUAGGGGGCGAGCGGACCGGAUCGAUCUUGCGAGAAAACGUAGCUCACGUCGGACCGUUUCAAGAUGACAUGCUCAAGAGAUGUACGGAGAAGAGAAGAGAGCCGGAAUCCGUUCCAGUCGUCAACGCUGAGAAUCUCCACGCCAUGGUCCCAGGAACCUAUGUGGUUGAAGAAGACUUCGAGGCUACGGCUGGUGAUGAGAUCAGCGUACCGAGUGGCACACGAGUGGCCGUCGCGGUGGAAGACAGACCUGGCCCGCUUAUCGACUGGUGCCUGGUGCGGUGUCUGGAGGACUCCAAACAGGGAUUCCUUCCGAGAUCCUGCCUGAAGCUGGAGGAGGCAGAUGCUGUCGACCCGACAUCCCCAGCUUUGGAGAAAGCGGAUCCAUUCGGGUCACUGGCAAGCGGUAACAACGGCGGUACCCACUCCAUAGGAGCCGUCAGCCGAGCUGUGCUGGACCGGUAUCGACAGACACAUUAUGACAGAGGACUUAAAAGUUGUGCAGACGCCGCGGUGGCUUCGCUCAAAGCUUUGACGUCCAGAGAGACAACAAGAAGCGACAGCAGAAGGUCAAGUUUGGAUGACCUUGCGGUUGGUCAGGAGAACAAAGAUGGCGGAGAGAUUAGGUCUGGGACUACCGCCAUCUUGACUCCCGCAGCGAAUGCUGGUCACUCGCAAACGGGAGCAACAGGAUCUCCAGAAGAAGAAAACAACGAGGAAAGUGCAGCUGAAGAUAACGGGCCCUCCACCGCUUCCGAGGGAGACAAGGAGAACAUCCACUACCUCAGGAGCAUCCUCAAGUCUGCCGAGGAAAACGAAGACCUCAAGGCGGUUUCGGACAACCUCAACAAGCUUCUCCACGUCUUAAUUCGCGAAGACGGAGAGGACAGCCUUGCCGAAUCUGCUCAGUGUGCCAAGAAACUGCAGGAGAUCGGUGCCAAACUCGAGGACCCUAAAACUCAGGCGGCGGCCGAAAUAUUUUUGGCCCAGAUUAGUAAACAAAAGGGAGACUUUACUAAAGCAAAAGACCAUUUCCUCGCAGCUAUAACAUAUCAAUUUGACACAAAGGGCAUGGAUAAGGCCUUGGUGGCUAGGCUGCAUUGUGAAGUGGGAAGCCUGUGCGCUGAAAUUGGUGACUUCGACGGGCGGAACGUUUCUAUGGAAAAGGCGCUGUCGCUGCUAAAUCACAUCGUUCCCGGCAAAUCAGAUGACAUGCUUCCUGAAGAUGUCAAAGUCGUAAUACCUCUGUAUGAGUAUUACAUGUUCAAGGCCAUUCUCGCUAACGAUACCAAGACCGAGAACAAAAUGUGUCGACAGCUUUUCCGUCUGUACGGCCAGGCUAACGCCCUGCGCUGGAGCACGAUGUGCGCAGAACGUGCCCUGCUCAUCAAUAAGGCAGAAGAGAGACCUACACUGGGGGACUUCUACACACUCCAUACGCUGUACGCCCAAGACGGGAAAUGGUGCUCCGCCUCCCUGUGUCUUAAAAUAGUCCUGGAGUACGAAACAGCCAAUCCCACCUUGUACCUGAAGCUCGCCGACCUGUGCAUCAAGGGGGCCAGUAGCAGCACGCAGGAUGAUGCAGACAGAAAGGUAGUUCCCAGCGAAACCAGGAAAUACUUCCAGCGGAUACUUGAUCUGACGGCCGGUUCGGAAAACCGCUCAUUGCAGUUUGAGGCCCACACCGGCCUCUUUGCUGUGAACGGAGGGAAGAACGACGUCGCUGCCGCCGUACAGCACCUAGAGGAGGCCAUCUCACUCAGCCAGGAUCUGGGAAUGGUUACCGAGCGUCUCGAACUGUUGACCGUCGCGGGGUCUUUCUACCAAGAGAGGUGCCACGAGGGCAAGACGGCAACAUCGAAACUAGAGGAAGCACUGUCCCUGGCAAACCAAACUAAAUCCGAACUCGGAGGAGGCAUCGUGUGCAACAAGCUCGGGCUAGUCUUGCAGUGGCAGGGCUACUACAAACAAGCAGAGGGAUAUCUUAAGAGAGCACUGCUACUCAGUCUGAGGACCAACAACAAAAUCAAUGAACUCAUAUCGUACGCCAACAUAGCCAGCCUGUACAAAGAUUGGAAGAACUACUACAUCGCAGAGAAGUGUUUACGUAAAGCCCUCCUGAUCGAGGUACCGACCGAAGGUGAAAGGCUUGCUUUCAACUGUUACGCAGACAUUUACGCUGCACUGGGAAACAUCUACCUCUUCCAUUUGGACAACAAACCGGCAGCGAAGUGUUACUACGAGAUGGCACUGGCCGUAGCCAUGUGGAACAGCGACAAGCGUGGUCAGAUGCACCUGGCCAACUUCCUGGGAACUUGCCAGGGAGAUCUCAACGACGGGCAGGAAGACCAGGCGCCCAAGUACUUCCAGUUCGCGCUACCUCUGGCAGUAGAGCUGAAGGAGAGGUCCGUAGAGGGGGUACUCCGGGCAAGAUUGGGGGAGAUGCACCUCAAGGCGGGUAACCACCAGGCGGCACUCAGCCACACCAAGGAUAGCCUCGGCAUAUUCAUAGACUUGGACGACAAGAAAAACGAAGCCAGGACGUGGAAGGCAACCGGCGACAUCUACAGCAGUAUGGAGUCGUUUGAACUGGCAGACAUGUACUACCAGAAGGCGAACAUCAUAGCGACGGACAUUGGAGAUUUGGACGAACAAUGGACCGUUUCCCAAGCACUGGGGAAGCUCUACGCCUACGAUAUGAAUGAGCUUAACAGAGCUGUAGACUUCUUCCAACACACAGUCCUUCCUUUGGCCGAGAAGACUGGAGACAAUAGCAAGGAAAUUCUAGCUCACAAUUGGUUGACCCAUCUCAUGUACAAAGUCAAUAGAUACGAUGAUGCCACCACUCACGCAAAUCGCGCCUGGCGGCUUAGCGCAGAAGCACACAACCCUCUCUGCGAGCGCGUGGCCUGCCUCCGCCUGGCUCGCCUCCACUUGUGCCAGGAACAGUACGAGCUUGCCGAGCACUACUUCCUUCAGGCUCUCUCGCUCACACACGGGGUGUUCGUGGAAGACGUGGGCUGUAGAUUUUACCUGAACCUGUUCUCUACCCUCGCGGACAUCACUUUGAAUCACAUGAAGGACGCCAAAGAUUCUGCCACCUACUACGAGAUGGCGCUCGGACUUGCCAUGCACGGCGGGUUCAGGGCAAAGGAGAUGUACGUCCUGACGCAGUUGGCCAAGAUCUAUCACACCCAUCUCAACGACAAGGAGCUGUCACUGGAGUUCUACAACAGAGCCAGGCUUCUUGCCACUGAGCUGAGAAAAUCGUCAGGGUCCAGGUGACCCGUCACAGACAGAUGAAAUCAAACCGUUCAAAACCUUCAAACAAUGCAUGACGUUGUCCAAGGCCAUAUGCAAGUAAUCAAGAGCCUUUAAUGCCCAGUUUCGACAACGGAAUCUUCUCAACAUUGAAGAUUUGAUACUAUGGGGAACACUACUAAGGUUAUCUGUGCCUAUUGGUUUCUUAGUGCCAUAUUUAACCCAAUGACAGCAUUGUACAACUGUUAUAUCAGUUAAAAAAUCUAGAACACAUAUGCAUUCUAAAACAAUCAUUACAUGUAA